Messenger RNA from Eublepharis macularius, 3871 nucleotides. It is a transcript of the gene B4GALNT3, whose product is annotated as beta-1,4-N-acetyl-galactosaminyltransferase 3. Gene Ontology annotation, molecular function: acetylgalactosaminyltransferase activity. Lineage: Eukaryota; Metazoa; Chordata; Lepidosauria; Squamata; Eublepharidae. Gene Ontology annotation, cellular component: Golgi cisterna membrane. Bases 32 to 3217 code for a protein of 1061 amino acids. The transcript is spliced from 20 exons. The record is from RefSeq and is a predicted model, not a curated record.
GCUGUGGCCCGCCGGCUGCGACUGAGGCGGGAUGAGGAGCCGCCCGCUGCAGCUGGGCAAGCUGCUGAGGAGGCGGUUCCGCCUGGUGCUGGCCCUGGGCGUGCUGGCCGUGGGGCUCUGGGCAGCCUACCUGGAGCUGGUGGCCUCGGCCGAGGCGGGCGGGCACCCGCUGAACCGCAGAUAUGGAAGCUGGAGUGAACUGGCUAAAGCUCUAGGGAACCAGGAUACACUUAUAGUGGACCCAAGCCUUCAGUUUUAUCUGCCGCAGAAACCAGAAUCUCAGAACUCAGAACACCGAGGAGGUGGGAAGAGUAGGAAUGAUUCUGCAACGUUGGACAGCUCUGCCCCUUGGAGGCCUGAGUUCAGGGGCCAAGUCAAUCUCCAUGUCUUCGAAGACUGGUGUGGUGGCUCCAUUGAGCAGCUGAGGAAGAACCUCCACUUCCCAUUGUAUCCUCAUACACGGACCACUUUGAAGAAACUGGCAGCCUCUCCAAAAUGGACCAACUAUGGGUUGCGCAUAUUUGGCUACCUGCAUCCAUUCCAUGAUGGCGAGUUUCAGUUUGCUAUUGCUGCCGAUAACAAUGCAGAGUUCUGGCUGAGUGCCGAUGAGAACGUCCCAGGCAUCCAGCUCCUGGCCAGUGUAGGCAAGACUGGGAAGGAGUGGACAGCGCCUGGGGAGUUCGGGAAGUUUAGGAGCCAAAAGUCAAGGCCAGUGAAAUUAUCAGCUUCAAACAAGUACUAUUUUGAGGUGCUGCACAAGCAAGAUGACAAAGGCACAGACCAUGUGGAAGUGGCAUGGAAGCUGAAUGAUCCAGAAGCCACGUUUGCAAUCAUUGACUCUCAGUCUCUCUCCCUUUAUGCCAAUGAAACUCUUUUGAAAAUGAAUGAGAUUGAUCACAUCCCUCAGUCUCUGGCUACUCAUGGAAGCCAGAUCACGCACAGUCGGAAUGCAGCGGGACACCCAGCUGAUAUGCUGAAGCCUGACCCUCGAGACACCAUUUAUAAAGUGCCUCUGCUAAGCAAGUCACAGAUGCGCAAGGUCCUUCCAGAUUGCCCUUACAAGCCAAGCUACCUAGUCAGUGGGCUCCCACUGCAGCGCUAUCAGGGGCUACAAUUUGUUCAUUUGUCCUUUGUAUAUCCCAAUGACUACAGUCGCCUGAGCCACAUGGAGACAGAUAACAAGUGCUUUUACCAGGAAAAUGCCUAUUACUUGGACAGAUACGGAUUCUCUAAAUAUAUGAAAAUUGACCAACCAGAGGGGAUAAAUCUUGAGUCCGAGGAAAUGACAGAACAAGCAGGCUUUGAGGGGGGAAAUCCUGUUGACGUCCAGUAUGUGGAGCCAGAAGAAGACACAGUUCCCCUGCUGAAUUCGACAAGGCUCAAGGUUGACAGAGAUCCCACUCUGGCAGCAGAGUAUGCCAAUCCUUAUGAUUAUUCCCCGCAAAAGCAUCGGAAUCUCUUGUCAAUUACGGGUGUCAACGUUGGCAAGAAUACAGGCAGCAAAGAUGUUAAAAGCCAGAGAACGACUUCAGUCGGUCAGAGUAGCAGUAAAAACAAUCCAGAAAGAAAUUCACCAAGGAGGAAGCCACGUUUGAAAGGUAGCAUCAUGGGAAGUUCCAAAAACUCUCCUCAUGACAAGAGUGUCCAGGAGUUACCAGUGAACAAGAGGAAUGUGGAAGAGGAGGAGCUGCCGCUUAAGAAAAAGCCCAAAAUGGCUGGAGAGAAAAAUCCCAACAGGCCCAAGGAUUCGACCAGAAAGAUGCCAAGAGAAGCCAGUCCUGCCCAAUUAGGUCUUAAUGAAAACUAUAACAAGGGCCUAUCCUUGGAUACCACAGAGAUGAGGCAACAAUCCCGGGGGUCCAUCAAAGGUGCUGUAGAGUCAACUCUUCAAAAACAGCCAUUUCAUGAGGACCAGUGGCUUAACCAAGUAGAUUCAUAUAUAGCCCAGCAUAAGGCAGCAGAUGCUGCCAAUGUCAUCUUAGGAAGGAUAGGUUUGGAUUCCCAGCAGCCUAUUGGUGUUGAUUCUGCUCCACCAGCAACACAAGAGGAGGAGGAAGAGGAGCUGGUGGUAGAGGACAGGGAAGGAGAAGUUGAUGCAGAGGAAGAAGGGUUUGACUACAUACCUGUAUUCGACCAACCAGUGAACUGGGAGCAGACUUUCAGGGCAAAUAACUUGGACUUCCAAGUGCUGAGGACAGACUGGAUUGAUCUUAAGUGCAACACUUCAGGGAACCUGCUACUGAAGGAGAAGGAAGCCUUAGAGAUCACUCGUGUAUUCCUGAAGAAACUCAACCAGAGGCACAAAGGGCGAUUCCAACUGCGGCGCAUCGUGAAUGUGGAGAAGCGUCAAGACCACCUGCGGGGCAGCCGCUACCUUCUUGAGCUGGAGCUGCUGGAGCGGGGAGGGCGCCUCGUCCGUUUCUCAGAAUAUGUCUUUGCACGAGAAUGGCAAGGGAUCAGCAGUGCUGAGGAGGAGAAGAUUAUGAAGGACUUGGCGUGGGGACGUCGGAGGCAUCUGAUGGCCAACCCAGGCGAACCAGUCCUUUGCUGGCCUUUGGGCUUUUCCUGGAAUCACCGUGCCAUGGUCCACUUCAUAGUGCCAGUGAAAAAUCAGGCACGCUGGGUACUGCAGUUCAUUUCAGACAUGGAAGAGCUGUUCAGGGUCACCAAGGACCCUCACUUCAACAUCAUCAUCACAGACUAUGAUAGUGACGACAUGGAUGUAGAAAAGGCCCUGAAAAAGUCCACCUUGCGCAGGUACCAGUACUUGCGACUGACAGGGAAUUUUGAGCGUUCUGCAGGUUUGCAAGCCGGAGUAGACCUGGUGAAGGAUCCACAUAGCAUCGUAUUCCUUUGUGAUCUCCACAUCCAUUUCCCGGUAGGGAUCAUCGACUCCGUUCGGAAACACUGUGUGGAGGGGAAAAUGGCCUUUGCACCCAUGGUGAUGAGGCUGCAGUGUGGUGCGUCCCCACAGUGGCCUGACGGCUACUGGGAGGUGAAUGGCUUUGGUCUCCUAGGUAUAUACAAGUCUGAUCUGGUUCGUAUUGGAGGCAUGAACACCAAAGAGUUCCGAGAACGAUGGGGAGGAGAGGACUGGGAACUCCUGGACAGAAUCUUUCAAGCUGGCCUGGAGGUGGAACGACUCUCUCUCAGGAACUUCUUCCACCACUUUCACUCCAAGCGGGGCAUGUGGAACCGGCGCCAGCUGAAGAAAUGACAACAUUUGCGCUCCUGAAUCUCAGCGUGCACUUUAUCCAGGCAUAUCACCCAAGUGUAUUUUCUCCCUCUCCCCAUGGAAAUCACCCUACACGGUUGGCUGUUUACACAUGUAUGUGUAACAAGAAAAGAAGACAGCAACGGAAAGGGGAACUUUUCUCUAGGAAGGGUGGGGGAAUCGGAAGAAUAUGAGCCUGUAUGUAGCAUAUUCAAUGCAGAGAGUGGCUUUUGAAAGCAAGCAACACAUUUUCUCACCAGCAGUUCAUGAAGGGACAUGGAACAUGGACCUUUCCCUCCAACUAAAGGAUAAUUUAAUGGCCUUAUCAGGUUUUACUGGAAUACAAUCACUUCUUUAAAACAAAAGUGCAAAAGCAGUGGUGCAGAAGUAAUAAUGCUAAGAGACUUCUGAGAAUUCCCAAAACCUUAAUGUUCUGGGUCUGGGAUCAGUGAGACACAGUGUCCUGGAGGACCUCAGAUCGUUGGAGGGUGGAUCCUGUAAUACCAGAAGAACUUUAAAGAUCCAGUCAAUGGAGUCUGAGGAACUGGAGCACCUUGCACCAUGUGUUAGAAAGAGGAGUGCACCCUCAUUAGGUCUGGUACAAGUUAUUGUUAAUGAUGCAGCUUCUUCUCUCUUUUUUGAGAUACUUGAAAAGAA